This is a messenger RNA of Silurus meridionalis, 5621 nucleotides long. RefSeq names its product adenosine deaminase RNA specific (gene adar). Gene Ontology annotation, cellular component: nucleolus; cytoplasm. Gene Ontology annotation, molecular function: tRNA-specific adenosine deaminase activity; double-stranded RNA adenosine deaminase activity; double-stranded RNA binding. Bases 281 to 4243 code for a protein of 1320 amino acids. The record is from RefSeq and is a predicted model, not a curated record. Lineage: Eukaryota; Metazoa; Chordata; Actinopteri; Siluriformes; Siluridae. The transcript has 15 exons. Gene Ontology annotation, biological process: RNA processing; adenosine to inosine editing.
GGAGGAAGGUGUAAGCUGGUGGAGAGUUGCGUCAUCAGAACGCGUCCUAGGAGGUGUCGCACAACAAUGACGCACCUCUGCUGUCCCGUCCUGGCGCGUCUCUGCGCUCUCUCGGCGUGUGACUCGGGAGCUCGUGUCGCCCUACGCGGUCGGUAAAGCUGUGCUCGAAAACGUAUCCAGAUAAUACACAUCAGUGUUUUGUUGCUGUCUUGCUCCUUGUCUUUACAUUCACCUGAAGCCAGCCGGCAGUGAGCUUUUUUUUGUCCUCCACCCCUGCGCUAUGAGCAGAGGUAGAGGAAGAAACUCCAAAGAGAACCAGCGAUUCUCCCUCCCGAGUCCCCAAAGCAAAUCGGGUCAAGGAUUUUUCCAAACUUUCCCAGCUCACUCCAGAACAACUCAAGUCCCAAGCCAAAACGCUAGUUCCGGCAGGUUCCAACAACUCCCACUUUACUCAUCUACUGGCCCUCCUGGAGGGCCUGUCAGUGGUCCUUCUCCGUCAUCAACAAAUAGAGGGAUUUGUGUUGACGAGGCAGCCGAAUUUCACCAGCAGCAAAUUCUGUUCCUCAGAGGGCAGAGUGCUGAGGCACCAAGGUUCGCACCACCCCGGACUGAGCACCUCGACAGUCCUCCCCAGUGUCAGACAGCAUAUUAUAAUAAGCCUCGCAGCUCUGCGAGAAGAGGGGAUUAUAGUCAAGGUGGAGCAAGUUGGAAGAAAGGGUAUAACUCUAACUACUAUCCUAGAACUAAAUCUGACUGGGAGCAACAUCACUUAAGAAGCCAGAAUUAUCAGUAUCAGUGUGACAUCUCUGGAUUGUCAUCGUCUUUUAAUGCUGUGUCACUAGAGAGUUUUGAUACAGCCUCGUCCUUCCGUAGUUCUGGAAGUAGGGUUUCCCAGCCAUUUAACUCCAGUAGAUAUUCCUUGGAGCUGACGCCUGAAAUCCAAAGGCAGGUCCUCAGUGCUUUGGCCUCAUUGCCACUUGGUGAAACCCUCCAGGCCAAAUUCUUGGCCAAAAGGCUUCGAUUGCCUAAGAAGAUCAUUAACCAAGCGCUGUACAGCUUAUCCAAGUCUAACCAAGCGUUAAAGGUAAAAGAGAAUCCUCCUCUUUGGAGACUCUUUACAAAAGGUGAUACUGAAUCCUCUUACGGAGGAACCCAGUUUAGAGUAAAAACUGAAAAGUGUGCUAAGGAUACAUGUCUAAAUAAAACCCAAGGUGUUUGUGAGGAAGUAAAACAGGACAGCAAUUUGACCAGUGCAACAUCAACCGCUACCGAGGCCAGUAGUGAUUCCACUGAGGAAUCUGCAAACGACAGUUCCUCAGACACUGAGCAGACUGUAGACACAUUUUUAUCCACUGAACAGGAAUCAGGACUUUCUAUAACAAUGGAAGCAAAAGAGCAAAUCUUUCAGUAUCUUCAUAAGACUGGCCAAGCCAGUGCAUUGAUGAUUGCCAAAAACUUGGGCUUGCGAAAUGCCAAGCAAGUUAAUCCUACACUUUAUGCCAUGGAAAAGCAUGGCGAUCUCAGCCGCAACUCCAGCAGUAUCGCACCUGUUUGGGAGCUGACUACUCACCAGCGUGAGAAGAUGGACCGACAGCGAAAAGCAGCCGUUGGUGCCUCUAUAAUGCAAAGGGAAUCAGGGCAUUGUGGAACGCCAGGCGCAAUGAAGGCUGCACAAACACCCUCAAAGAUGGCAUGUGGAUCCGAGUUGUCGGAAGAAGUGAUGAACUGGGAGAACCUCCCAACUGGUGGCAAGGAUGGUACGUUUGGGAACGGAAUGCUUGAAAAGAGGUCACAUUCUCCUAUGGACUCUAUUCCUCAUCCUAAAAAAAAUCCCUCAGAGUACACUGACCUUACAUCUGCUCCCUACUCAUCCCAUGAUGCCUCAUAUUACCAGGCAGAUGCGAAGAACGGAGGACAUUCGGAGUGGGCAUCGGACGAUAUCCCAGAAUUUCUGAACACAAUCAGAUCAGAGGUGGCUGUGUCCCUGGCUGCACCUCUUCCUCCAGCCCAGAAUAUGGAGACCAGCAGGUUGCAGAGACUGAGACUGGCACUCAGCAAGAACCCUGUCAGUGGCCUAAUGGAGUACGCACAGUACCUUGGCUACAACUGUGAAUUCCUUCUGCUGGAGCAGUCAGGACCCUCACAUAACCCUAGGUUUCGGAUGCAAGUGAUGCUCGAUGGACGUAGGUUCCCACCAGCUGAAGCCUCAAGCAAGAAAGUGGCAAAAAAGGUUGCAUCUGAAGAGACCCUUCGAACUCUCUACAAAGAGCUAGAGGGAACUGCUAGCCUAGAGGAUGAAGCAGAGCCGGCUGCUAUGCCAUUCGCCGAACCGAACGAUUUGAAUGAUGAUUAUUUAGAGAGUUUGGAGGAGCCGCCUAAGGUCUUGACUCGCUCCCUCCCAGGCGGCAAGAACCCUGUUUCCGUUCUAAUGGAGCACAGCCAACGUAGUGGCAACGCCAUCGAGUUCAUCAAUACCGGGCAGGAUGGUCCGGCACAUGACCCGCGCUUCAUGUUCCAAGUAAAGAUUGGGCCCAGUCUUUACCCGGUGGCGUCAGCACCCAGUAAAAAGGCAGCACGGCAACUGGCGGCAGAGGAAGCUGUGAAGGUCCUUCUGGCAGAGGGACAACUGCAGCUCAACAAGCCACAGCACUCAUUCUGUCCCCUUGGCGAAGGCGAUUCAGCCCCGGCAAUGCCCCCGUGCCCAUCAUUGCCCCCGCUGACAGCGGCUGAGCUCCAGGCGGCGCAUGAAGCCGGAGUAGGCGAUCUGAUCAACCACUUAAACAACAACGCAGUGUCGGGCCUGCUGGAGUACGCACGCUCACGAGGCUUUGCUGCUGAGAUCCGCCUGGUGGGCCAGUCAGGACGUGCACAUGAGCCACGCUUUACCUAUCAGGCGAAGCUGGGAGGACGCUGGUUUCCUGCGGUGUGCGCCAGCAAUAAAAAGCAGGGCAAGCAGGAGGCAGCCGAUGCAGCUCUCCGAGUGUUGAUAGGAGAGGCGGAAAAGGCGGCACGUACCGGCGAGCUCACGGCAGAGUUGCCAGUGUCGGGUAGCACUCUGCACGACCAGUUCGCCAUGUUGAGUCACCAGCGUUUCAAUGCUCUCACGGCUCGCAUUCAGCACGGCCUUUUGGGUAGGAAAAUCCUUGCCACGAUCAUCAUGAAGAAAGGCGAUGACAGCCUGGGCACAGUAGUCAGCCUUGGGACGGGAAAUCGCUGCGUUAAAGGAGAAGAACUGAGUCUUAAAGGUGAUACCGUUAACGACUGCCACGCUGAAAUCAUUUCCAGAAGAGGCUUCAUCCGAUUUUUGUACAGCGAGUUAAUUAAGCGCUGGGAUAGUCCCGGAGAGGACAACAUAUUUCAGGUCGCAGAGGACGGCUUGCUCAAGAUCAAAGACAACAUCACGUUCCAUCUGUACAUCAGCACGGCUCCAUGUGGGGACGGCGCACUCUUCGAUAAAUCGUGCACCGAAUUAGCGGAGGUCACCGGCUCGGCUCACAUGCCUUUGUUUGAGAAUGUUAAACAGGGCAAGCUCAGGACCAAAGUGGAAAACGGCGAGGGUACGAUCCCGGUGGAGUCGAGUGCCAUCGUGCCCACUUGGGACGGCAUUCAGCAUGGGGAACGCCUCAGAACCAUGAGCUGCAGCGACAAGAUCAUGCGCUGGAACGUUCUGGGCCUGCAGGGGGCUCUGCUCAGCCACUUCAUGCACCCCGUGUACCUUCAGUCCAUUACUCUGGGGUACCUGUACAACCACGGUCAUUUGACUCGAGCCGUGUGCUGCCGAUUGGCCAGAGAGGGCUGCGAGCUAACUAAAAGCUUACCUCCUCACUUCACACUUCGACACCCAGAGGUCGGCAGAGUGAGUGUAUACGACUCAACGCGGCACACGGGAAAAACCAAAGAGUCCAGUGUGAAUUGGAGCCUGCCAGACAAGCUGAAAGUGGAGGUCCUGGAUGGCACCAAGGGCAAAGUAGACAGUCCAAAGCUGGAAGUGUCCCGUGUUUCCAAGUCCAACAUGUUCCGUCUUUUCCGAGACGUGUGCAGGAGGAGCGGUCGGAGCGAUCUGCUAGCGAUGACCUCGUACUCUAACGCCAAGAUGGCCUCUUCCUCCUUCCAGCUAGCCAAGGAGCAGUUCUACAAGUCUCUGAGUCAGAUGGGUUACGGAACCUGGAUCGGCCGGCCGCAAGAGGAGAAGAGCUUUGAGGCGGAGGAAACCGAAGCUCAGAACUUGGUUUCAGCACCGUAAUGGACCAGAGGAGGGUUGAAGGAGGGAGGAGGGGGGAAGGAAAUGAGCAACGAGCAAUUGGAAUUUUUUUUGGGUGGUUGGAGAAAGAUGGCUGAAGAGAGGACAAACGAGAGCGUCAACCUGAGACAGAGAAAGAGAGUGGGGAAAGAGUUGAAGAUCUUGUUUGGAUCAUUCAGCCUGGGUUGGUUUGGGAUGAGAAAGAAAACUGGUUAAAAAAAAAAAAAAGCCCACUCAUAUUUAGGAAUGACAUAUAUUUCUUUGUUAUGCAUCAAGACCUAUAUGAUUGCUCUCUCUUACUCUUUCUAUCUCUUGUUCUCUUUGGCGUGGGGGUUGGAGGGAGAUGUGCAUAUAAGGGGAGAUCAUAACGUCUUUAUUUCAAAUGAACCCCACCUGCUAAAAACAGUUGUAUACCAUUUCUAGAUAUUACAUUACAAACCGAAAUAAGAGGAUGCUGUAAGUGCCUCAUCUCCCCUCGUAGCAGUUAAUGGGCUUUCUCUCAGUUCUCUUUGUCCCCAUCUUUCUCUUUCUCACCUACAGAAUACUUGUUACUGGCUGAGGUUGAAAAGUGCAGAGCAAGGAGCUUCAUUAUUUUUCCUUUGGCCAAAAACAACCACUUUUCAUUCUCAUUCCCCGAACUCCUGGUCGAAUUAUGACACCGUGACUACAGCAGGUCUAAGUGGCUAGUCAGUGUAUACUACACCGACUCCCCCAUUCCUUUCUGCUCUUUCUCUCUCCAUAUAUAUAUAUAUAUAUAUAUAUAUAUAUAUAUAUAUAUAUAUAUAUAUAUAUACAUGAUCCUUUCAGCUCUACCUUAUGGGUAAUCCCUGUUGAGCUCAUUCAUAUAGUUUGUACACAUAGGUUUGACAAAAUGUAUACAUAAUGUACAUACAGAUACAUACACUCACAAAUGUAUAUAAGGUCUCUUCACACCAUGUGCGAGUUUAUAUACAUGUGUGUGUUUAUGUAUAUGUAUAUAUUGUAUGUAUAUAUUUUAUAAAGUUUCAUAAAUCGGCGUCGCGUUCCGACCAAUGUUGACAGGUGCGUCCAAAUAUUAUUGGAACCAUCCAAUAUCGUCGCCCCGACAUUCCCACGUCCAGUUUUGUGGAAAAAAAUGCAGUUCCUUCACAAUUUCUGUGAGCGAGCAUAUGUGCGUUUGACGUGUUUUAUUAUCUGUUCUUUUUUUUUUUUUUUUAUCGGUCUAAAUAAGAGACCCGCAUUCUCUCGUGACUUUCUUGAGUGAAAAAAAAAACUUUAAAUAAUAAAUCUAUUCCAUUCAGAAUUUAUCGCAGAACGAUUUUAAUUUUGAUUUCUUGAUUUUAGUUGACUGGAAUCUGAUAUGUCCUGUCUUUUGUUUUAAAAUAAAUCUUAGUACUUGAAA